Penicillium psychrosexuale is the source of this 234-nucleotide messenger RNA. RefSeq lists its product as uncharacterized. The transcript is spliced from 2 exons. The record is from RefSeq and is a predicted model, not a curated record. Bases 1 to 234 code for a protein of 77 amino acids. Lineage: Eukaryota; Fungi; Ascomycota; Eurotiomycetes; Eurotiales; Aspergillaceae.
AUGCGUUUCUUUAUUUGGGCCUUUGCGACUGUCCUUGGUCUAGCCCUUGCCUCACCUAUCGAAGCCGGCAAAGGAGUGGCACUUUCUUCCCGGUCCAACAACUGCUUCACACUCUGCAAGAUCGAUGGUGGACUAGGGCCGGCCAGCACAAUGUCACAGAGAAAAGCGGGCAAUGCAGCGUCGACAGCCAAGACAGCCCCGGGGGUCCACGAGUCUCGGCCGAUUACGUAUUGA